AUGGCAUUUGUAGAGAGGUGGCGACCAGAGACCUCGUCCUUUCAUCUUCUUCACAGUGAGAUUCCCAUCACUCUGGACGAAAUUGCAUGCCUCCCGCAUCUACCUAUCAGGGGUACCAUCCUUAGUCACGGUAGGUUGACGAAGAAGGAAGUGAUGGGGAUGCUGAUUGAGGAGAUGGGGGUUGAUCCUGCUGUUACGCUUGAGGAGGUGGAGAGGAUCCGCGGGGCGCACGUGAGGUUUCACACCUUGCAGCGGAUAUAUGAUGCAGAGCUUUUUGCAACACAUCAGGCUGCUGGUGACAAGGCAGAGGCGAAUAUACACAGAGAGAGGGUGUUGAGAUGUUACUUAUUAUGUUUGACAGGCACUCACCUCUUUGUGGACACGAGCUCGACGUACACAGACGUUGUUUAG
Molecule: messenger RNA, 411 nt
Organism: Vicia villosa (hairy vetch)
Lineage: Eukaryota; Viridiplantae; Streptophyta; Magnoliopsida; Fabales; Fabaceae
Product: protein MAIN-LIKE 1-like
Exons: 1
Coding region: 1-411 (136 amino acids)
Source: RefSeq, a predicted model, not a curated record